CUCUUCUUCAAGCUCCUGAGUUACGAUGGUGACAACUGAUGAAGGGAAAGCUGCUCGGAGCCCCAGCGAGAACGAAAGCCGUGCCCCCAUAAACAUUCAAAUUAAGAAAAAUGUGCGGAGAUGCAACAAAUUGGGACGAAGAAGCGUACAGGGAGAGCAUAUUGAGGGACAGAGAGAUCCAAACCCGAACCGUGUUCCGAACCGUUUGGGCUCCUUCCUUAAACCCUAACCCGGAAUGCGUCGUCGUCGCCUCCAGCGAUGGUUCGAUCGCUUCUUACUCCAUUUCCUCUUGCGUCUCCAAACUUCCGAUUGGUUUUUGCAGUGCUAGGGCUCAACGGCUGUUACCGGCUGAGCCGGAGGGAUUCCUUGAAGGGCAUGAUGGACCUGCGUAUGAUGUGAAAUUCUACGGCAAUGGCGAAGAUUCUUUGUUAUUAAGUUGUGGUGAUGAUGGUAAAAUUAAAGGAUGGAGGUGGAAGGAAUUUACUGAAUCGGAGGUGCCUAUUACCUUCCAAGGAAAUCAUAUGAAGCCAGUUCUUGACUUGGUCAAUCCCCAACAUAAAGGUCCAUGGGGUGCUCUCUCUCCAAUUCCUGAGAAUAAUGCCAUUGCUGUUGAUCCUCAGGGGGGAUCCAUUUUCUCCGCUGCUGGUGAUUCCUGUGCAUAUUGCUGGGAUGUGGAGAAGAGUGAAAUCAAAACGGUCUUUAAGGGCCACUCAGACUAUUUGCAUUGUAUAGUAGCCCGUGCCUCUUCCAAUCAGAUUAUCACUGGUUCAGAGGAUGGGACUGCACGAAUAUGGGAUUGCAAAAGUGGAAAGUGCAUUAAAGUAAUUGACCUGCUGAAGGACAAUAAGUUGAAGGGACUCAUCUCCUGUGUUAGCUGCAUUGCUCUAGAUGCAAGUGAGAGCUGGUUGGCUUGUGGCAGUGGUCGGAGCUUGUCAGUCUGGAAUCUCCCUGCAUCUGAAUGCAUUUCAAAUAUAUCCAGCCGUGCAUCUAUACAGGAUGUAGUAUUUGAUGACAAUCAAAUAUUAGCUGUUGGUGCAGACCCUGUACUCGGCCGUUUUGACAUGAAUGGAAUGAUACUUUCACAGAUACAAUGUGCUCCUCAAUCAGCAUUUUCAGUCUCAUUGCACCCAUCUGGUGUUACUGCAAUUGGUGGUUAUGGGGGUCUUGUAGAUGUCAUAUCACAGUUUGGAAGUCAUUUGUGCACAUUCCAUAGCCAUUGUAUAAACGUGGUUACAGUUUGCAUGAGAGCUUUAAGCAACAUGGCAUGUUACCUUUGCCCAACAUCAAUCCGGCCUUUGAAAGGAAAGGGUGAGAAAUCAGUCUUACCUGCCUUUGUACGUGGGAAGAAGAACGCGAAAAGAAGGAAAGGGACAAAUUUGGAGAAGCUUAUCCAAAACCAAUCUUAUAAUCAUGCCGACAUUCGUACUUGUGCCAGGGCAUUGACUUCGCCAGAACCUAGGAGUUCUGGUGGAUUGUGUUUCCUUCGUGGAAACUCCGCGGCGUUGAUCCGAGGAGUUUGGGAAAAAACUCUAAUUUCAUCGAAAACCUUAUUCAGAAUAAGCUUCUGUUUAUCACUUGGACUUUUCGAUUUUCUUUUUUUUGAAAAGCGACUUUUCGAUUUUCAUCGAUCAUCAUCUCCAGUUAUGGCAGGGGCUGCACCAGAGGGAUCGCAAUUUGAUGCUCGCCAAUUUGAUAGUAAAAUGAAUGACUUCCUUUUAGCUGAUGGACAGGAUGUUAUUGCCUCAUGGGAUGAAGUUUAUGAUACUUUUGAUGCCAUGGGUUUGCUACAGAAUCUUUUGAGGGGAAUUUAUGCAUACGGUUUUGAAAAACCCUCUGCAAUUCAGCAAAGAGGAAUUGUUCCCUUCUGUAAGGGACUUGAUGUGAUUCAACAGGCUCAAUCUGGGACGGGAAAGACAGCAACAUUUUGUUCUGGGAUUCUGCAACAACUUGAUUAUAGUUUGGUGGAAUGUCAGGCCUUGGUUUUGGCACCCACUAGAGAGUUAGCUCAACAGAUUGAGAAGGUUAUGCGAGCACUAGGAGACUAUCUUGGUGUGAAGGUUCAUGCUUGUGUUGGUGGGACCAGUGUCCGUGAAGACCAACGCAUCUUAUCAAGUGGUGUUCAUGUUGUUGUUGGCACUCCUGGUCGUGUUUUUGAUAUGCUGCGAAGGAAGUCACUUCGUGCUGAUCACAUUAAGAUGUUUGUGUUGGAUGAGGCAGAUGAAAUGCUGUCACGAGGUUUUAAGGAUCAGAUCUAUGACAUUUUCCAGCUUCUGCCAGAAAAAGUGCAAGUGGGUGUCUUCUCUGCAACAAUGCCACCUGAGGCCCUUGAGAUUACCAGAAAAUUUAUGAAUAAACCUGUGCGGAUUCUUGUGAAGCGUGAUGAGCUCACACUGGAGGGUAUAAAACAGUUUCACGUCAAUGUUGAUAAGGAAGAAUGGAAGCUUGAGACACUAUGUGAUCUGUAUGAAACCUUAGCCAUUACUCAGAGUGUCAUUUUUGUGAACACCAGACGCAAGGUUGACUGGCUGACAGACAAAAUGCGGAGCAGAGACCAUACAGUCUCUGCCACCCAUGGAGAUAUGGACCAGAAUACAAGAGACAUCAUCAUGCGUGAAUUUCGUUCUGGGUCAUCUCGUGUUCUCAUCACCACCGAUCUUCUUGCUCGUGGUAUUGAUGUCCAGCAAGUCUCUCUUGUUAUAAACUAUGAUCUGCCUACUCAACCUGAGAACUACCUCCACCGUAUUGGACGAAGUGGACGUUUUGGGAGGAAGGGUGUUGCAAUAAACUUUGUGAUCGGGGAUGAUGAAAGGAUGUUGUUUGACAUCCAGAAGUUCUAUAAUGUGAUUAUUGAGGAGCUGCCAGCGAAUGUUGCUGAUCUCCUUUGAUGAGAUUUUGCCCAUCAUUGUUAGUGGAGAUUGGAGCCAGUUGGGAGCUGUUAGCAAGUUUAUUUCUCUCCCUCUCUUUUCCCCCCUUGUUUUAAAGUCUUAUUUUAUAGCCAUAGGCUUAUUUGGUAUCGUGGGCAAUUAUUGUUGCAUGUUUGGUAAUUUAGGUUCUUAUAUGGGGUUUAAUUUUUCUUGGCACA
Molecule: messenger RNA, 3082 nt
Organism: Theobroma cacao (cacao)
Lineage: Eukaryota; Viridiplantae; Streptophyta; Magnoliopsida; Malvales; Malvaceae
Source: RefSeq, a predicted model, not a curated record